Molecule: messenger RNA, 3636 nt
Organism: Iphiclides podalirius (scarce swallowtail)
Lineage: Eukaryota; Metazoa; Arthropoda; Insecta; Lepidoptera; Papilionidae
Source: the annotation of a GenBank genome assembly
AUGAAGGAGAACAACUUAUCUGGUACAGACGUGGAAGACGAAUCAUCAGAUGAGAACUAUGGUAGCAUCAGAGAUGAAGGUGUUGUAAUAGCGGAAAGGACAAGAGUGAGAUCUCGUUUCCGCCAUCAUAAACAACGUUGCACUUAUAGUGUACCCAUUGGCAUAUUUUGGGAUAUUGAAAAUUGUCAGGUACCCCGUGGAUGUUCUGCAAUUGAUGUAGUGGCCGCUAUCCGUGCCAAGUUUCUUACGGGGAGACGAGAAGCUGACUUUAUUGUUGUGUGUGAUGUACGAAAGGAGGCCCCUAAUAGGUUACAAGAACUUAAUGAUGCUCAAGUAAGCUUAAUUCAUGUUUGUGGAACACAAAAAAAUGCAGCUGAUGAAAAAUUAAGGCAAUGCAUGAGAAGAUUUGGUGAACUUCAUACGGCCCCCGCAGCAUUGCUUCUGAUAUCUGGAGACAUCAAUUUUGCUGCAGAUUUGUCUGAUUUUCGUCAUAGGAAAAAUAUGGAAGUGAUAUUGGUGCACAAACAGAACACAUCUUCUGCAUUGAUAGCAUGUGCUAACUCACAUUAUUGUUACAAUGACAUAACUGCUAAACUUCCAAGAAAUCCAAAGGUAAGCCAAACUGAGGAAGAGGUGGAGCCAACUUGUGAGAUGGAGGUCACAAACCUUCCAAUAGAUCAACCUCCAGAACGAGUAUCACGUCGUUUAAGAAGGCUGGCAGAUAAUUGCGGAGGGAAAGUGCUCAGGGUGACUGCACCCACAGCUGUCUUGCGCUUUCCUACACCGGACCAUGCAUCAAGGGCGUUGAAACGUAUGGAAGGCGAGGACGUGUUCGGGAGGAAAAUCAGCACCCGUUAUGCACGCAGCGCAUUCCAAGCGACAUACUCAAGCGACGAGGGCUAUAGCACCGCGCCCGCUCAGCCUGUGCAUCCGCCCCCGCUGCCCGCUCAGCAAAUGAACCAGGCGGAGGCGACGGCGAGGUCGGUAGCCAGCGAUUGGGCGUUGGCCCUACAGCAGCUCCCCGCCCCCACUCCGCCCCCCUUGGACUUCUGCCCCCCGCCGGCGCCGAAGCCCCGCAAGAUCAGGGGCACUCACGGCUCAGUGAACCUGGAUAGAUCAGGUUGCUCGUCCAGCAACAGUUGCGACGAUAGCAGGCAACGCGACUGCCAGAGCCGUGCUGCUUCGCCAUGGAACUCCUCGGCCAGCUUCAGCGAGCACAGCGACGCCGAGCUCGAGCCCGCCGCCGAGCUCACCGUUUCGAACCUACCGCCCUACGAGCCUGCGGUCCUACAGGAGCUGCUCACGAAGCUGUUCAACCAGUACGUGCCCGUCGUGCGCGUGUCCGUGUGGGCGGCGGGCGAGGGCCCGCUGGCGAGCGUGCUGCUCCGCUCCGAGUGGGACGCGCGGCUGGCCAUCGCGCGCGUGCACAAGCGCCGCCUCGACAGCCAAUGGGCGGGCAGGCGGCUGGAGCUCUCCCUCGGCAGGCCCUCCCCGGCGCCCAACCUAGAGGUGCUCCGCGCCCGCCUGCGCGCGAUACUCCUCGACCAGCCGAACCACUCGCUGCCGCUUCUGCGGCUGCGCGACGCGUACGCCAGCCGGCACUGCUGCGCCCUGACCACUUCGGACAUCGCCCGCGUGAAGGACACCGUAGCGGUGCACGAGGGCUGCGGCCGAAUGGUGCAGCUGCUGGAUCUGACGCCGCCGGCCGCACUGGAGCCGGACGACGCGCCGUGGAAGUGCCACGCGCACGCCACGCUCGGCACCGGCCACGAGGACGGCAGCAGGAUCCUGCAGCCGGUGUACAUGGAGAUAGCGACGCUCGCGGCGAACGUGCACGCGCUGCUGGAGAGCCACGCGGGCAUACUGCCGCUGCUGAGUUUCGUCGAGUGCUACGAAGCAAUGUUCCCCCCGCUGGUUGCGGAUCCGCGUCACGGCGUAGCUCUGGAGCUUCUGUUACGCAGCGUCCCCAACGUGGAGGUGAAGGAUUGCCCCUCGAGACAUCUCACCUGGCGCACCAACCGCUCCGACACGUCUCCGUCCAAUUGUAACCAAAGCGAUACCUCGCGCUCGAGUGGUGACCGCGAGAAGCCGCGUACCGCCCCCGCUUUAGAGCCGAUGUUGGCUCUGUUCGAGCGCGAACUUAUCGACCUGCUGAGGACAGCACCACGCUGCUCUAUACCAUUCAGCAAGCUCAUUCCUUCUUUUCAUCAUCACUUCGGCCGCCAAUGCAGAGUUGCCGAUUACGGAUUUACUAAACUGCCUGAUCUACUUGCUGCCCUGAGCAGUACAAUCGUGGUUCUCGGUUCAGGAUCGUACCGGGUGAUAACGAUAUCGGCCGCAGCUCAGAGUCGGCGCUGGACGUCCGACCUCGUGAAGCUGCUGAAGGCGCAGCCCGGGCGGGUGGUAGCGCCGCGGGACAUCCCCCAGCUGUACCAGGUGGCCUUCGGGCGGCCCUUCUCGCCCAUCGACUACGGCCUGUGCACCCUCGACGAGCUGAUGCAACGAGUCGCCCCGCAGGCUGUAGUGAUGUGCCCCGACGGCGGCGUGGCCCUGCCGCGGCGCACGCCCACUCCCGAGGAGCGCGCCCGCACCUCCCAGUUCGCGGUGCAGGCCGUCGAGCUCCUCUGCUACACGCCCAACCUGCGUAUGGAGUUCGCGCGCUUCGUGCCCGCCUACCACGCGCACUUCGGCCGCCAACUGCGUGUCGCCCACUACGGCUGCGUGAAGCUGGUGGAGCUGUUCGAGCUGAUACCCGACACGGUGGCGGUGUGGUGCGAGGCGAGCGGCGAGCGCGGCGUGCGUCUAGCGGCGCGAGCGGCCCGCGCUGUGAUGGCGCAGCGGCUGAGGGCGAUCACGCCGGCGCCCUUCAAGGCGCUGCCGGCGCUGUACGCGUCGCGGUUCGGCGCACCGCCGCUGCCGGACGUGCUGAACGUGGCCACGCUGCAGGAGCUGGUGUCGGCGGCGGGCGGCUUCGUAGAGGGGGGCGUGGUGCACAUGGCGGGCGACGCGCCGCGCUUCGCCAACGCCGCGCUGGCGGCGUGCGCGGUGCUCUCGGCCGACCGGAGCGUCGCGCGCGGCUCCACCGAGGAGUACUUCGCGAGCGCGUUCCGCCGGCUGCGCGGCGAGGAGCCCGACCUGCGCGAGCUCGCCUCCUCGGGCGUGCUGGAGACGUGCGAGCGCCACGUGCGCCUGACCCCCAUCUGGCGCACGGUGUGGCGCGUCGCGCAGAUCCUCGCCGAACAGGCGGCGCCCGUGUCCGCCGCGGAUGUGUUCGAGCGGUACACGAAGCGCUACGAGCCGUCGUUCCCGUGCGCGGAUAUGGGCGUGGAGAGCGUGUCGGACCUGAUGCGACACUACCGCGCCCUGUUCACCGAGGUGGGCGGGCCGAAGGGUGCGGAGGGCGGCAAGUGGGCUUUGAGCGCGGGCGUGGUGAUGCCGCCGCCGAUGCGCGCGCCGCUCCACGAGGACUACUCCGUGCACGAUACCCCGCCCGGGCAGAAGGGAUCGCGAGUGUUCGAGUCACCUAGGAUCAAUAUUUGGUCUUCGCCACCGGCAAGUGCCUUGCCUACACCGACGGCUUUGUUAACUCAAGAAAAUAAACGUCGUACCCGUUUGGCCGCCCAGUUCGAUUCGGCA